This is a messenger RNA of Bicyclus anynana (squinting bush brown), 3052 nucleotides long. Its product is annotated as zinc finger protein 26. Lineage: Eukaryota; Metazoa; Arthropoda; Insecta; Lepidoptera; Nymphalidae. The record is from RefSeq and is a predicted model, not a curated record. Bases 306 to 2321 code for a protein of 671 amino acids. Gene Ontology annotation, biological process: regulation of transcription by RNA polymerase II. The transcript has 13 exons. Gene Ontology annotation, cellular component: nucleus. Gene Ontology annotation, molecular function: RNA polymerase II transcription regulatory region sequence-specific DNA binding; zinc ion binding; DNA-binding transcription factor activity, RNA polymerase II-specific.
AACAUGAAAAAUGGUAGCUUGGCGUCUUGCGUAGAAUUAGACAUUCUUGUUACAGUAUUCAUAAAAAUAUUAAAGGAACUGAGUUAUUUUACAGUUUUAAAUAUCAAAAAUGUAUUUAAUAUUUUUUUCCAAUAAUUUAAAAGUAUGAUGUGUCGUUUAACAGAUAGGGGUUGUGAUAUUUUCAGAAGCAACAAUAGUGUAGAAGCUCUAAUUAUUUUCUAAGUCUACUUGUUUAUAAACCGCGAACAUAUGAUUUUAAUUUGAAUUUUAUUUGUGUUUCAUGAAUUAAUAUUCACAUUUUAACCAUGGGAGACUUUUUAGUGUGUAGGAUAUGUCUUGCGGAGGAGGUAAAGAUGCAUAACUUGCAUAGUUACCCAUUGGAAACAUGUUAUAAACUUUUAGUUGGUGAUAAUACACUUGCGUCAUACUUGCCAGUAACUGCAUGCUACGUGUGUGCAGCACAGUUGAGGAAACUAUAUACCUUCAAGGAGAAGUGUGUUAGGACUCAAGCUGCAUUGACUCACAUACUGAACUCUUGUGGAGAGAUAUCUAGUGAUAGUAUAAAACAGAUAGACACACAAACCUUACACAUAAACAACUGCUUAACCAUAAACAAAAACCCAGAUAUAAAUAUAGCAUCAGAUAUAAUUCCUAUCAAGGAAGAACCUUUAGAUGGCGUACCUAAUAAUUACUUUGAUGACAAAGAAAGUAUCAAACUUGAAGAUGGGUUUGACGAUGUGACUUCUUUUUCAACUGAUGAAGAUGAGCCUUUGUCUGUGCAUAAGGUGAAGAAAGAGGAUAGCUGCAGAAAAGGGAGAAAAAGUAAAAGAAAAAAAGAGUCAGAGCAGAAAUUAGAUGAUCAAGAGGAUUUUAAAUAUGAUGUCGAAAUUGAAGUUACAGAUACAAGCUCUCUUCUGCAAGAAGCACCAGAAGUUGCAGUGAAGCGCCGACGCGGCAGGCCGAGGAAGAACGCCGAGAGCGGCGCUAAGACGCGCAGAACCAAGAACACCGGCGGAGUUCUGGCCGAUGACAUCGAUCUGGAGAACUAUUGCACUAUUGUCAAGCUGUCAGAGGAGGAGCAGAAGGAAGAGAUCAUUAAGCGGCAGCAGUCGUCCAACUACCUCAACGCGCUGUACCAGUGCGACCUGUGCUACAAGGGGUUCAUAAACACUGACGCGUGGAACCAUCACAUCGGCAAACACGACCCGAGCGCAGGCGACAUCGAGUGUCCGAUAUGCAAGUUCCGCUUCAAGACGAAAAGAACUCUACAGAAGCACUCCGCCAACCACGAGAAGAAAUACGCCUGCAAGUCCUGCAACUAUGUUUCCAAAACGACAACCCAAGCUAAGCAACAUCAGAGAUGGCACAAGGGAGUCACGUACAAGUGUCAAUAUUGUGACGAAGUUUCAACCAAAUGGACGUCGUACCUCAGCCACGUGCGCAUCAAGCACCCGUCGGAGUUCAUCUGCGGCGUGUGCGGGUACUCGUUCGUCAGCCGGCUGGGGCUCAACAUGCACAAGACUAUGAUGCACAAGGGCGUGCGGGACAAAGAGGAAUUCAAGGGGGACAAGGAUACGCCAUAUUGCGAGCAGUGUGACGUCACAUUCGUGUCUAUCGAAGCCUUCAAGAGACACAUGGUCACAUCCGUCAAACACACGCAGAGUAUUGACUUCAACAAAGGCUGCCGGAUGUGCGGCGAGUCGUUCGCGGACGCGGAGGCGCUGCGGGUGCACCACCGGCGCGCGCACGCCAAGAAGCGGCCCAAGAACUACGGCAAGAAGCCCGCCAGCCUCGCCUGGCCCACCAACUGCGAGCACUGUUCGGAAGAGAUCCCCAACGCGCGCGAGUACUGGUCGCACUUCCGGCGCGCGCACCCUGACAAGCCCUACCCCAUACAGAAGAACUACAUCUGCGACAUUUGCGGCAAGAGCUUCCGGGGUAACGCGUUCCUAGUGUACCACAAGCGCACGCACUUCGAGGAGCGCGCGUUCAAGUGCGCGCAGUGCCCCAAGGCGUUCUUCAACCGCACCAACCUGCAGAUGCACGAGAAGACGCACUCGGAGCACCGGCCGCACGCCUGCAGCGUCUGCGCCAAGGCCUUCAAGUGCAAGGGCGCUCUGGACAGGCACUUCAGGAGUCACACUGGGGUAAAGCCGUACGAGUGCGAGGUGUGCGGCAAGGCGUUCGCGCAGUCCAACAGCCGCAAGCUGCACGUGGCCACGGUGCACCUCAAGCAGCCCUCGCCCUACAUCAGCCGCGCGCGCCUCGAGCGCCGGAACAAGACGCACAAGGACACGCACGCGCCGCACUUCUUGUAUUGAUUCUAUGUUUCAUGUGAAACUUCAUUAAUAAAUAAAAAACAAAGCGCCAUCUAUGAACCUCAUGCAUAACUGCAUAGAUAAAGGGAUUGUUUAAAGUUUUCUAAGAACGCCAUCUACUGGUAGUUUAGAAUAACAAACACUGUUUCACUGUGUCUGUAGAUGGCAGCACGCAUCUUCAAAGCCUCGCCCUUUUAAACUUUUCGUCAUUCGUGAGUUAUUCACCAGCUACUCACCAAUUCAAGAAUUAAUGAAGUUUACUACUUACGUUACUUCAACUGUACAAAUCUGCAGGAGAGAAAAAGAAAAUAGCUAGAGAGUUGACAUGAAGAGAUGCGUUGUGAUACCAUGCUGACUUUGGACGCAAGAGGAGGUCGUUUAGUCUGUGAAUCGUACACGCCCUGCCUUAAUUGGCAGUCUAUGGAUCCUUCCUGGGCUUAGUGGGCCCUAGGCGGCCCUGAGUCUAGGAGAGAUUAAAAAAGGGGAUGCGAGUCAGACACGAAGGGGCGGUAGGGGGCAUUCCUCUUGAAUUCCUUUACACGUACAAGGACCAACACGCUGUGCCGCAGUUCUUUUGCAAUCAGUAUUAAAUUAGUUUUUAAAUGUUAAUUAUUGUUUGCCAAGUGCAAUGUUUAUUUUCUAAAAUAAACUAGGUAUAGUAUAUUAUGUGUGAGAAAUAUUUUUUUGUAAUGUGCUUUGUGAUGUAAAUUAAAGUUGAUGACGUUUUGUAUUUA